Vitis riparia (riverbank grape) is the source of this 2287-nucleotide messenger RNA. Its product is annotated as dynamin-related protein 1E. The transcript is spliced from 15 exons. The record is from RefSeq and is a predicted model, not a curated record. The coding region runs from base 228 to 2087 and encodes 619 amino acids. Lineage: Eukaryota; Viridiplantae; Streptophyta; Magnoliopsida; Vitales; Vitaceae. Gene Ontology annotation, molecular function: GTPase activity; GTP binding; microtubule binding. Gene Ontology annotation, cellular component: microtubule; membrane; cytoplasm.
UUACAAACAACAGUGCGCACCUGGCGUAUGAUAUCUCCACCGACUCUGACAUUUAGACAUUUCUCCCGAUGCCGAAAGAGCCAGAAUUUCUUGGACGUUAGAACAUAGAACUCGCACCACAACUCCGUGUCUCUACCCCCUCACUUGGCGUUCAUUUCAAGUCAAAUCUGUUUCUCCCCUUUCAAUUCUAGGGUUUUGCGCCUCAGAUCUACGGAAUUUCCUCCAAGAUGACUACCAUGGAGAGCUUGAUCGGACUAGUCAAUCGGAUCCAGAGAGCGUGUACUGUUCUCGGCGAUUAUGGCGGUGGCGACAACACCUUCUCUUCUCUAUGGGAAGCGCUUCCCUCUGUCGCUGUUGUUGGAGGACAGAGUUCUGGCAAGUCUUCGGUUUUGGAGAGCAUCGUGGGGCGAGAUUUUCUUCCAAGGGGAUCAGGUAUUGUGACGAGGCGGCCUUUGGUGUUGCAGCUGCACAAGACAGAAAGUGGACAACAGGAGUAUGCGGAAUUCCUUCACUUGCCAAAACGGAGAUUUACUGAUUUUGCCCUGGUUCGCAAAGAAAUUCAGGAUGAAACUGAUAGAAUAACUGGGAGGACAAAACAGAUAUCAAAUGUUCCUAUUCAUCUUAGUAUCUACUCUCCAAAUGUUGUCAACUUAACCUUGAUUGAUUUACCUGGUUUAACAAAGGUUGCUGUGGAGGGACAGCCUGAAACUAUUGUUGAAGACAUUGAAAACAUGGUUAGGAGUUAUGUGGAGAAGCCUAACAGCAUUAUAUUAGCAAUAUCUCCAGCCAAUCAAGACAUAGCAACAUCCGAUGCUAUCAAACUUGCUAGGGAAGUGGAUCCUUCAGGUGAAAGGACAUUUGGGGUGUUGACAAAGCUGGAUUUAAUGGAUAAAGGAACAAAUGCGUUGGAGGUUCUUGAAGGAAGAUCCUAUCGGCUGCAACAUCCUUGGGUUGGAAUUGUGAAUCGCUCACAAGCUGAUAUCAAUAAAAAUGUGGACAUGAUUGUUGCAAGGCGCAAGGAGCGUGAGUAUUUUGCAACUAGUCCAGAUUAUGGACACUUGGCCAGUAAAAUGGGUUCCGAAUAUCUUGCAAAACUUCUUUCAAAGCAUUUGGAGACUGUAAUCAGGGCUAGAAUACCCAGUAUCACGUCCUUAAUAAACAAAAGCAUUGAUGAACUUGAGUCAGAGAUGGACCAUCUUGGUAGGCCUAUUGCUGUUGAUGCAGGGGCCCAAUUAUACACUAUCUUGGAACUUUGCCGUGCAUUUGACCGUAUAUUCAAGGAGCAUCUGGAUGGAGGACGACCAGGAGGUGAUAGGAUUUAUGGAGUUUUUGACAACCAGCUCCCUGCUGCUUUGAGGAAACUUCCAUUUGACCGACAUCUUUCUCUGCAGAAUGUACGGAAAAUUGUUUCAGAGGCAGAUGGUUACCAACCACACUUGAUUGCCCCUGAACAAGGUUAUCGUCGCCUUAUUGAGGGGUCGCUGAAUUAUUUUAGGGGCCCAGCUGAAGCUUCAGUGGAUGCUGUUCACUUCGUCUUGAAGGAACUUGUGAGGAAGUCCAUUGGAGAAACUCAGGAGUUGAAGCGUUUCCCAACUCUGCAAGCUGAAAUAUCUGCUGCUACUGGUGAAUCCUUGGAAAGGUUCCGUGACGACAGUAAGAAGACAGUUAUUCGGUUGGUGGAGAUGGAAGCUUCAUACCUGACAGUGGAAUUCUUCCGGAAACUUCCCCAGGAAGUGGAGAAAGUAGGAAAUCCAGCUGGAGGUAAUCCAGCUGCCUCAACUGUAGACCGGUAUACAGAGGGGCACUUCAGGAGGAUAGCAUCAAAUGUGUCCUCUUAUGUGAACAUGGUGUCUGACACACUCAGGAAUACGAUCCCCAAGGCUGUGGUACAUUGUCAAGUUAGGGAGGCCAAACAAUCUUUACUCAACCUUUUUUACACACAAAUUGGGAAGAAAGAGGGUAAGCAGCUUUCACAGAUGUUAGAUGAGGACCCGGCAUUAAUGGAGAGGAGGCAACAAUGUGCAAAAAGACUUGAACUAUACAAGGCGGCAAGGGAUGAGAUUGAUAGUGUAUCAUGGGUCCGAUGAGACGCAUAUUAGGAGAUGCCUCAUCUCACAAUACAGAUGACUCAAACCUUUUCUGAUUCCGAUGAACCGAAGAACGGCUUGAUAUUCUUUGUUUUGUUUUGUUGUGCAAUUCUUAUUACAUCCUUGUCGGAUGUCUUUAUGUGUUUUGUAGAACUUGAAAUGGCCUUUUAUAUAUGAUGCAUUUAAAUUCACAAACCAAA